AUGGGACAAACGCCGAGUACAACAAAUUUGGUAAAAAAUGCAGGUCCCCCUGCAAGUAAACCUAGUGAAUUAUAUCUAGCGUGUCGUAAUGGUGGUGUCGGAAAAGUUCAACAACUAGUAGCACAAUUGAAAACAGCUGAUAUCAAUCGUCUAGAGCCAAAUGGAAGCACUUCAUUGCAUACUGCAUCUUUCUAUGGCCAUAAAUCUAUUGUCAAAAUGUUACUUCAGAACGGGGCAAACCCCUGGAUAAGGAACAAAUAUGAAAUGACACCAUAUGAAGAAGCAGCAAACGAUGAGAUUCGCUCAUUAUUUUUUCGUCCAACAGGAACAGAUACAAAUCGUUUUGUCGAUGAUGGUACGGAUAAUAUAUGUUUAGAAUUUAUGUCCGAAAAGAAAAUCGAACAAACCAUUAAUAGUGUACCUAAUGAUGUUAAACUUAUUGUACGUGCGCAAAUUUUUAAAUAUUAUCUUACAAGUUUACAAAGAUCAAACGAUUGCGCUCGUGAAUUACAACGAAUAUUAAAAGACAGUGUUCCAUCGAGUGAUCCUAAUUUUGAAGAAGCGCGUUCUCUGUUUGAUGAAUAUAGUUCAUUGGAUCAAAUAGAAUCUCUCAUUCGUCUGUAUACACUUGAAACUAAAUUUUAUGGUGCUUUACGUUCGAAUGUUGAAGUAUUUGCUGUUGAAAUGUAUUCAAAAUUACAGACUUUUAAGGAUCGAUCUUUCAAAGGUCAAUCUUAUAGUGGUUUAACUAUGGCAACGAAAGACAUUGAUGAAUAUAAAUGGGCUAUUCACAAUCCAGGAACAUUGAUUGAAAUAAAAACAUUAACUUCAACAUCUGUUGAUCCCAAAAAGGCUUAUCACUUUGCACGUAGUAAGAAAACGGACAAUCUUAAACCCCAUAGAGUACUCUGUGAAUGCCAUUUCGAUCAUCCCUGCAGUACAGCUAUUGAUCUUCGACGUGACACUAAUAGAAAUUUACCGUGUUGGUCUGCUUAUGAAGAUGAAGCUGAAGUACUUGUUCUACCGGGUACUCUAUUUGAAGUAUGUGACGUUCAGAGAGAAGCAGAUACUGAUCGAUAUACGAUUAUUUUACGCAAUAUACAUGUACCAUUAUAA
Molecule: messenger RNA, 1116 nt
Organism: Rotaria socialis
Lineage: Eukaryota; Metazoa; Rotifera; Eurotatoria; Philodinida; Philodinidae
Source: the annotation of a GenBank genome assembly